CCCCGUCUGCCUCUUCCAGCUCACGCGCCCCCUGCUGCUUCAGCAGAGGCAGCGCGUGACUGCUGGGCCGCGAGGCCAAGUCUAGCGAGCUGUCAACGGACGGGGGUGGGGGAGCGGAAGAAGAGCGAGGGGAGGAAGCGCGCAUGCGCCGGUUGAGUUCUGCCACUGCCAUCGCCCCCCUCGUGCCCGCGGCGAGGUUGGCGUUUGAUCGCAGUGCGCGCGACCGCGGCGGGGGGUUGAGUCCAUUCUUAGAGGAAAAGGGGGAGAGGAGCACGCGCGCGGGCGCCCACGGAGGGGGAAGGAGGCGGCGGCCGCUCGGUCCGGACCCCAGCCGAGUUCGGCGAGUCCUGCUCCCCCUCCCCGGCGUGAGCGAGCGGCGCCUCUGCCCGGCUCCUCCUCCCCUCCCCCCGCGGCAGCCAGCGAGCGAGCGAGCGAGAUGGCGGCCGCUGGGACUCUGGCUAAGCACGAGCAGAUCCUGGUGCUCGAUCCGCCCACCGACCUCAAAUUCAAAGGUCCCUUCACAGAUGUAGUCACUACAAAUCUUAAGCUACGAAACCCAUCAGAUAGAAAAGUGUGUUUCAAAGUGAAGACCACAGCGCCUCGUCGAUACUGUGUGCGGCCAAACAGUGGAAUUAUUGACCCAGGAUCAACUGUAACUGUUUCAGUAAUGUUACAGCCUUUUGACUAUGACCCAAAUGAGAAGAGUAAACACAAGUUUAUGGUACAGACAAUCUUUGCGCCACCAAGCACUUCAGAUAUGGAGGCAGUGUGGAAAGAAGCAAAACCGGAUGACCUAAUGGACUCCAAAUUGAGAUGUGUGUUUGAAAUGCCCAAUGAAAAUGAUAAACUGCAGCGUGGGGUUGCAGAACCUAAUCCUUUAGCCGUUGGUUUAGUCACUCCCUUAAAUCUUGCAAUGAGAAAUCUGCCGAGUACUGAGGGUAUGGCUCCCCUGCCACCUCAGGAUUUACCUACACCAGGAUACAAGUAUUUCACUCCAAUGAGCAGCAACUUUCUUCAGACACCUAGCAGUUAUAGCCAGAAGAUUGACAUGAAGGAACCAGUCAGUGAGGUCAGACAGCAGAAGAAGCAGAAUGAUGUAGAAGCAAGCAAAUCUGCCCCAGUCCUGAAUACAUCUAAACAGGAUGGACCGAUGCCAAAACCACAUAGUGUCUCUCUUAAUGAUACUGAAACAAGGAAACUAGUGGAAGAGUGCAAAAGACUUCAGGCUGAUGUGAUGAAACUGUCAGAUGAAAAUCGGCACCUGAGAGAGGAAGGCUUGAGGCUCAGAAAGGUAACACACUCCGAUAAAUCUGGAUCACCCACAGCCUUGGCCCUCAGAGAGAAUGGCUCCAAUCCUCUUCCUUCACUUCUUGUUGUAAUUGCAGCCAUUUUCAUUGGAUUCUUUCUAGGGAAAUUCAUCUUGUAAAAAGAGAGAGAGAGAGAGAGAAGCAUGCAGAGUGCAGCUUCCUUUUUUUUUUUCUUGGCCAGAAAAAGAUUUGUUUACCUACCACUUCAUUGGUAGUAUGGCCCAAGUGACCAUUUUUGUGUACAGCGUCAUACAGGCUUUGCCUUUAAUGAUCUCGCACGGUUAGAAAACACAAUUUAAAAAAAGACAAACUGUUCGGCUACUGGACAAAAUUGUACAUUAAAUCAUCAAUAGCAGGUGUCAGUUGCACAUUCAGUCCUUUAUGAAAAUUCAUAAAUAAAGAAUUGUUCUUUCUUUCUGUGGUUUUAAUAAGAGUUCAAAAAUUGUUCAGAGUCUUGUAAAUGUUAUUUUAAUAAUCCUUUAAAAUUUUAUCUGUUGCUGUUACCUCUUGAAAAAUGACUUAUUAGAUUGCUAAUCCCACUUGUUCAGGAAUAUGACGAGGUUUUCUGGAGGGAAAAUGGUGCCUCUUACUGUGUAAAUUUUCUCCUUUACCUUACUUUGCUAAUAUCAUGGCAGAAUUUCUUUCUUAUCCCUUGUGAGGCAGUUAUUGGCAGUUUUUCAUCCUUACAAUCCUGUCCCAUGGUAUUUAAUAUUAAAAACAGAAAUAAAAUUAACAGAUUUUCUGCUGGGUAGCCUGUUUGUGUGUGUCAUACUUUUAGAGGGAUUCCUAACAAAUUCAUUGUUCGUGGUAAUUUGCUACUUGUAACAAAUGGAUAUUUUGUAAUUUACUUUCAAUCUUUGGCUUAGACUGUUGUAUUUGAAGUUUGAAACAAACAUUAAGAGUUCCCGUUCUAUUUAUGAAGUUCGGAACAGUUUUUUGGCUGCUUUCAGCUAUAGAACAGAUAAUUAUCUAACUUAUUUUGAGACAUGGAGAUAAUGUAGGUAAUCCAGCAGGUAUAAAUAUUGGGAGACAAAUGUUUUCAGUAUCUGGUUUUAAAAUAUUUACUUGGAUUGUGUGGGUGUAUAACAGUCAACGUUCUGUUGCAUCUUUGAGUCUGUUGGGUGUCUUCCAGGGGCAGAUUCUCCUUUGGUUUCAUAGAGGGUACAGCAUUCAAGUUUAUUAAUCUAUCAGCUCUCUUUGUAACUCCAUUUUAACUGAUAUUCUUAAAUACAUUUUUUUUUCUAUUCAAACACCCAUAAUGAAUUUCCAUGAUGCAGAGGAGUUGAUGUUUGCUGAGCAAGCCUCAAUUUAACUUCUCCCCCAAUAAAAACAACAAACAAAAAAACUUUCAUGCAACUCUUGGCAAAUUUACCUGUUAUUAACCAUAUAUAUCUAAGUUUUAGAGAAUGCAUUUAUUGGGUCUGAAAUGCUUCCCUGCACUUAAUCUUACGUCUUGCCUCAUUUCUGAUAUACAGGUCAUAAAACCAAGUAGGUGGUAGUAUUGGGGAAAAAAAAUAUAUCCAUACUUCUGACUAAGCAUAAUCCAACACAGGGAAUUACUUGUAAACUGACAAAUUCUGGAAGGGAUAUACUCCUGUAAGCAAAAUUGUGUAUGCACUUGGACAGCUUGACUUGAUGUGGUGCAGCUAAGUGUGUUAGACCUUGGUGUAUACACACAUUGUGUAGCUGAGAAAAAUGUUCUAGGGAAACAUUCAUUAUCUUGGUUGCCUUUGAUUUCUAGUGCUUUUUUAAUGAAAAAUAUAAUUACAUCCUGUUCUGUCAUUGCUAUCUGUGGUAAACUUUUCUAAAAACAUCUUGCAUAUGUACAAGGAAGACAACAAAAACAAUACAAAUAAUGCUUAUCCUUUCACUUAAAAGCAUGCAAGUACAGAUGUUUCCAUUUGUAUGUUCCAGUAUCUGCAUUCAAGUCUCCUCUCAGCUUAAUGACUGGAAAAAUAUUCUAAAGUCUUGAUUAUUUUGAUUCCAUUGGUUCAGAAACCAAUACAAUUCUCCAACUUGUGCUCUGUCAAAAUGGUGAUACAUCUGACUGUAUAAGCCUGUUUCUUAAAGGAAAGCUGCUAACAUGUAAAGUAACAAAAAAGCUAUAGUGUGCAGGAUGUAGUUUGCUUCAGACAAAGCAAUCAUAAAGAUAUGUAUAUGCAAAGAUGUGUAAUAAUGCCCAGCAUUUUCAGGGCUAUAGAGCAGAGAGAGUCAUUUCUCAGUGCAGCCCAAUUAUGUUGGAUGUCUGGCAUCAGUACUUUAGAAUGGAAAAGGGCACCUAUAUUGAGAUAAAAAUGAUUAUAAAAUCAGCUAAUUAAUAUGAAUUUUUAUAAAUACAAAGCAGGUGGAAAUUGUUAUGGUUGAAAUAAUAUGUGCAGAUUAAAAGUGCAAACAGGCAUCGUAACAAUAUACAUAACAUGAGGUGCUCCUGAUAUAAGAAGAGUCUUUUGGUUUCCAGUAAUCCUUCAUAGCUGUAUAUAAAAUGUAAUGCUAAAACUAUUUUGCUCUCAGGAGUGACUUUGGAUGAGAUCAACUGUAUUCAGUGAAUUAUGUAAUAUGGAUUAAAUUGUUUGUCUGUUCCUGAAAUGGUUAGAACUUCUUACUUUGUGUGCCUACUUACUUGUGUAUGUCAGCAUGGGGAAAUAUAAUCCCCACUGCUAAUAGUGAGAGUACGGUUAAAUGAUAAAGGCCAUAAAGUCAUGUAUGAAGUAAAAUGCACAAUUUCCCCAACUUUUUUUUAGUUUAAUGGAGAACACAGAUUGCAUUUUUGCUUGCUCGCUAGGGCAAGAUGUUAACAAAAACCUCUUGAUCCCAAAUACAUAGUACAGUAUGUUAAGUUUUUUUUAUGGAUAUAGCACUUUAAAAAUUGUAUAACACUUCAGGAAUUCAGCUACAUAGAAAAUACUUCAUUGUCUUUUAAUGCGUUUCUGUAGUAAUUUAGAUCCCAAAUUUAACCUACUUCAAAAUUACUAUAGUAAAUAAAUUAGCUUACCCUUUAUCGAGCACAUUUAAAAAUUCUCUGCAACCUUCACCAAUGUGCAGUCUUUUUAUGCAUUCCUACUGCUUCUCUAAAAGCAGUUGGCAAGUGCUGUCAGAGUGGUGCAUGUUCCUGCUGUGAUUGAAGCGGAUGUGCAUACAGGAAAUAAACCAACAAAACACUAGCGUGAGCUCUGUUAGUGUCUCUCAGGGGGCAAAAGGCCUUUGCCAAAUGGGAAAGGAUAACAUCGGUAAGCAAAACUUAUUAUAAAGGUUUUAAGGGUAUUACAAAGCAUAAAGUGUUAAUAAACUAUUAAAAAUG
This is a messenger RNA of Mauremys mutica (yellowpond turtle), 4605 nucleotides long. It is a transcript of the gene VAPA, whose product is annotated as VAMP associated protein A. The record is from RefSeq and is a predicted model, not a curated record. Gene Ontology annotation, cellular component: endoplasmic reticulum membrane; plasma membrane. The transcript is spliced from 7 exons. Gene Ontology annotation, biological process: neuron projection development. Bases 437 to 1426 code for a protein of 329 amino acids. Lineage: Eukaryota; Metazoa; Chordata; Testudines; Geoemydidae. Gene Ontology annotation, molecular function: FFAT motif binding.